Didymodactylos carnosus is the source of this 2434-nucleotide messenger RNA. The record is from the annotation of a GenBank genome assembly. NCBI's taxonomy places the organism in Eukaryota, Metazoa, Rotifera, Eurotatoria, Philodinida, Philodinidae.
CUUGAACCAGAAUGAAAUCGAGAAUAUAAAUUCCCAUUAUAUAAACGAAAAGUUGUAUCAUUAUUACUUAGUAACUUAUUAGAUUUUCUUAUACUUCAGAAUAUUUCUACAACAAUACGUCUGUUCUCUAUUAUCUAUCAAAAAACUAAUCAUUUUAUUUUGUUUCCGCUUCUAUUAGACCAUUUGUUCUAAAAUUCUUACAUAGAUGAUAAUGAAAAAAAAGUCAAUGAUCCAUUACCAUUCAUUUUUAAAUCGUCCAUUUCGAGACGGUGGUUUUUAGCCUGAUUGUAAAAAAUUUGAAAUUUGAACAGGUUUCAAAUUAGGAUUCAAAUAUGUUAUUUGUAAAAUAUGAUCUCUAAAAUUUUGUUUAACAGUUUUUGAAGCAGACAUGUGAUGUGAAUUAUCUGAAGAAUAAUAUAUAACAAUAAAUAUUCGUUUUUCUUUUAGUGAUGUAUAGUUCUUUUGUUCAAAAUAAGACGAAAUUUUUUGUCUCCAUGUUGCGAAGCAUCGUGUUAGAACUUUUGGCAUUGUGUCACGAGCACAUAAAAUAAACUGUUAAAAAAAGAUUUAAAUAUAUUUAAUGAUGUAUUAGGUAAAUCAACAGAAAUAUCAGAUAAAUAACGUUUUUCUCUUAAAAAAACGCAAAAAUUUGUCAUUUUGCUUCCAGUUUAUGGGCUAUGAACACUUUUUUUUAAUACAUCAGAACGAAUUAGUCUUUUACAUCUAAACAACAUUCUUAACAUAUUCCAUAUGCAGCGUUGCACAUCUAUUCGAUUUUUUCUUCUCAAUUUUAGUAAUGCCAACUCUAUUUAAUGAUUUACCCGAUCUAUGCCUAUUUGAAAUAUUUGGCUAUUUGAAUACGAUGAAUAUAAUCUACUCAUUCUUGGAUGUUAACGAGCGUAUGAAUGUAUUACUAAGAGAAAAACGUUAUUUAUCUGAUAUUUCUGUUGAUUUAACUAAUACAUCAUUAAAUAUAUUUAAAUCUUUUUUUAACAGUUUAUUGCCAACUAUAGGAUCAAAUAUUACAAAUUUGACGAUUGCAUUUAAUCAAAUUGAAUUAACAAAAUUAUAUCAUUAUUUAUUACCAAAUGUAAAAUCAUUAUCAUUAUUGUCAAUUAUAAAUCCAAAUGGAUUACAAAAAUUUUUUGAAUCAAAAUAUUUUGAUUCAAUAAAUGAAUUAAAAAUGGAAUUUAAUGGUCAAACAUUAAUUCGUUCCUAUACAUAUUCACGUAUUGUUAAUCGAUUUCUGUUUACAGAGAAAACAUGUCGAACAACAUUUGAAAAAUGUACUUUAUGGGGUUCUUGUCCAUAUGGAAUAUGUCUGCAAAAUGUUCAACAAACAUUAAAUAUAAAACAAUUAACAAUUCAACUCAAUCUUUUAAUUGAUUUAUUAUUACUAUUCGAUAAUCUACCAUGUAUUGAACAAUUUAACGUUAAAUUAUAUCGUAUACAUGAUUCAAAUGAUAAUAUAAAUGCACGACAUAUAUUAGAUUAUACAUUAUUGGAUAAAAUUCUUCGAAAUUUACUCUCAGUUCAAAAACUAUCAUUAACAUAUUUAACAUAUGAAAAAAAUGGUAUUGAUGGUAUUCGACUCCAUGAUACAUUAUCACCAUUAUUAAAUUUAAAUGAAUUAUCUUUAUUAAUGACCAUUACGUAUUUUACACUUGUUGAAAAUCAUUUGUUAUUAUCAUUAAAAAUAUUGGAACGAUAUAAUAUUCAUUGUUGGCUAGAUAAAAAUGAAUAUAUUUUGUAUACAAAACGAUUUAAUCACACAUUAUCAUUAAUUUUAGAUCCAUUAAUAAAUGACCAAAUAAAAACAGUACAUUAUUCUUCUGUUAAAAUAUUAGAAUUAUCAAAUAGACAACGUUUUUCUCAUUCAUCAUUAGUCAAAUGUUUACAUCAAUUUCCCAAUUUAACAUCAAUUAAAUUACAAAAUAUUAUUAAUUUAUCAGAAAAAGAGACUAUUAAAUAUACAGUAGAUAAUGUUUUAUCAUUAGCUUACUACAUAAAUGUUAAAUAUUUUCAACAAUUUUUAUUCAUUUUACCCUAUUUAACAACGUUAAAAAUUAACUAUACAUGUUUACAAAAAUAUUUGACUAAUUCCAAAUAUAUAUUCAAUAAUUUUAAUCAUAUUUAUCAUUUGAAGAUAAUCAAAUGUGAAUAUACAAAUUUAAAUGAAAUUUUAACCUAUUUUUCAAUGUUAAAUACUUUAUCAUUACAAAUGUCAUUUUAUAGAAAAGACUAUCAUACACAAAAAUGUUUAUAUUUUGAAUUAAUUCAUUCGACAAUAUUAACACGUAUGAAAAAUUUAUACUAUUUUGAAUUUAUUUAUGAUUGGGAAGAUUUAAUUCAAUAUUUAUACUCAAAAUUAUCAUCAUCAACGGAUAAUCAAAUUAUACAAUUACAUGGUGAUAUGAUAACUAUAUGGAAAUAA